CAAGUGACGGAGUUCAAAGCGUCAAGAGGUGAUUCAUCUUCACAUUUGCUUUGUUGUGCUCAAGUGUCCUCUCUAAGUAUGCGUCUUUCCCUGUCAUUGUCCAUUAUCUAUGCUGCCAAUGCCGCGCAGGCGUUGAAUUACGACCCCAAGUCGGUGCUCGGUGUGAACGACCCCGUGUUGAUUGCCAAGAUCGAAGGCUACAUGCCUCCCAUUUGCUCCUCGUUGUACGGCGACGCCCAGCAUUGGACGGACUGGAGCAUCUGCUCGGCCAAGUGCGGCAAGGGUGAACAAGUGCGCUUCCUCACCAACGACGCCAAGAAGAACCUCCAAUCGAACGGGUGCGAGAUCUCGAUCGACAAGCGCGAAUGCAACGGCAACGAAUGCCCCCAGGAUUGCCAAUACUCGGACUGGCCGUCGCAGUGGUCCACGUGUGACAAAGCGACCGGCAUCCAAGUGCAAUCUCGUGAAGAAAUCACCCCCGUCAAGAACGGCGGCAAGACAUGCGCUGAAUUGUGGGGCGGCGUCACGCGCACCCGCCAGUGCGAUGUCGACUGCGAAGGCUCGUUCGGCGAGUGGUCGGAGUGCCAAGGCAAGUCGGGCUCCCGCAGCCGCGUGUUCAACAAGACAGUGCAAGCGUUGAACGGCGGCAAGAAGUGCCCGGCGCCCGUUGAGACGGAGCGCUGCAACCCCGAGUGCCAAGCCAUUGCGUGGGCGCCGUUCAGCGAGUGCAACCCUGUCACGGGCCUGCACACCCGCACCCGCGACAUCCCUUUGGACAGCAACUUUAUCCACCUCAAGUCGGCGCUCAAGGCCAACAAUUGUCCACUGACCGACACCCAGCCGUGCGACUUGGACUGCAAGGUGUCCGAGUGGAACGACAACGGCACGUGUGACCUCUCCACGGGGACGCGCAAGCUGACGCGCCACGUCGUGCAAAAGGCGGUCAACUGCGGCAAGCCGUGCAACUCGCUGGACCACGACACAAACCUGGAGUCGACGGAGACGUGCCCCGUGCACUGCCAGUUGAGCGACUGGGGCCCGUACUUCUGCGACAAGGUGUCUGGCGUGUCCACGUCGACCCGCACGAUCGUGCGCCAGCCCCUCAACGGCGGCAACACGUGCGGCGACUUGCAGCGCACCAAGGACUGCGGUCCGUCCACGUGCGAAACGGGCGACUGGAACACGCAAGAGUGCUCGUACGACACGUGCACGGCCGUGCGCACCCGCGAGCAGCUGUACCCCAAGCGCGACCAGGGCAAGCCGUGCAACCUGUACGACAAGACGCCGUGCACGCUGGACGCCCAGAUGUCCGAGUGGAGUGAAUGGAGCACGUGCGACGCCACGGGCCACAAGAAACGCUCGCGCGAGAUCCUCAACAGCGCGUGCCACGGAGGUGCCCCUGCCGGCCACACCCACGAAAAGACCACCGACGGGUGCGGCAACAUCAUCUGCGACUCGGUAAACAACCCGUGGCCGUCCAACGAGGAUGGAGACGUGUGGGGGCCUUGCGACCAGGUGUCGGGGAUCCAAACCCGCCACCGCGCCAUCAUCACCAAGCCCACGGACGGCACCGUGUGCGAGACGCAGCAAUCCCGCACGUGUGCCGUCAACUGCGCGUUGGAUGCGUGGCGUCCAUGGUCCAAGUGCAACGAAUGCACGGGCCUCCAGAACCGCACGCGCAGCGUGUUGCAACCAGACUUGAACGGCGGCAACAAGUGCGGCGACACCAAGGAAGUGCGCAACUGCGACGUCGUAUGCGAAGCCACCGAGUGGACCACGUGGUCUGAGCCCGACGACUCGUGCACGUGCACGCGCACGCGGACGGAGCUGUCGCCGGCGUUGAACGGAGGCCAGUGCGUGUUGGAGGACACGGAUAAGCACUGCCCCCGCAGCUGCGAAGUGAGCGAGUGGAGCGCGCCAGGCGAGUGCCACACCGAAGGCAAGCACGCCGGCCUGCGCCAAUUCAAGCGCACGGUGCUCAAGAAACCGUGCAAUGCCGGCGCGGCGUGCCCGGAGCUGGAGAAGUGGGAGACGUGCAACGUGGACUGCGAAGUGGGCGACUUGACCGACUGGGGCAAAUGCAACCUCAAGACGCAACUCCAAGAGCGUCACCGCCCCGUGCUCCAGCAGCCUUACAACGAAGGCAAGCAGUGCGGUGCGACCACCGAAGUCCGUGCGUGCGGGACAUGCAGCGACCUCGUGGGACCGUUCAAGUACACCAAGUGCGACAAGGAAACGGGCACCCGCACGGGCGUGGCGUCGUGGAUCGCCGAACCCAAGCAAGGCCAGGAGUGCCACCUCCAAGUCACGGAACCUUGCGACGUGUCGUGCGACGUGUCCGAGUGGAACGCGGGCACGUGCGACGUGCACACCGCCCAGCAAGUGUUCACCCGCCAAAUCGUCGUGGACGCCAAGAACGGCGGCGUCGCGUGUCCCCUGGCGGACGAACUCGUGCGCCACGAGCCGUGCAAGGUGGACUGCGUGGCAUCCGACCUGUGGGGCCCCUGGUCCAAGUGCAACGGCCAAGGGUUCUCGUCCCGCAAGAAGAUUGUGGACAUCGUGGCCCAGAACGGCGGGUCCAACGCCGACUGUUUGGUCGAAGAAGUCAAGGUGUGCGCCGUGGACUGCGCCAUCGACACGGAUACUGGUGAUGUCUUGCAGCCGGCGCUCAACGGCGGCAAGUCGUGCAAGAAGAUUGCGGCGGAAAACAACCUCCCGGGCGACUACUCGGACGUCACGACCACCACCAACUUCAUGGCCAUGGUCAGCGCCAACAAGGAAUACGCCAUGGCUGCGUUGGCCACUGGUGGCGUCGGCCUCAUGUUUGUCGCUGGCUUGAUCUCCACGCGCCGCCAACGCCGCGGUGGAUACGACUCCAUCUCCCGCCAAAUCCCCAACUAAAAACCCGUUACAUUUCGAGUGCCGUAGCAUAAUGUGCAUUGAAUAUAAUACAUUUUGAGUGAACAAUCGUCGCCCAUUGUAUUGAUCCA
Aphanomyces astaci is the source of this 2990-nucleotide messenger RNA. RefSeq lists its product as hypothetical. Lineage: Eukaryota; Oomycota; Saprolegniomycetes; Saprolegniales; Verrucalvaceae. The record is from RefSeq and is a predicted model, not a curated record. The transcript has a single exon. The coding region runs from base 79 to 2901 and encodes 940 amino acids.